Xyrauchen texanus (razorback sucker) is the source of this 2094-nucleotide messenger RNA. Its product is annotated as homeobox protein Hox-D9a-like. Gene Ontology annotation, molecular function: RNA polymerase II cis-regulatory region sequence-specific DNA binding; DNA-binding transcription factor activity, RNA polymerase II-specific. Gene Ontology annotation, cellular component: nucleus. NCBI's taxonomy places the organism in Eukaryota, Metazoa, Chordata, Actinopteri, Cypriniformes, Catostomidae. The record is from RefSeq and is a predicted model, not a curated record. Gene Ontology annotation, biological process: DNA-templated transcription; proximal/distal pattern formation; anterior/posterior pattern specification. The transcript is spliced from 2 exons. The coding region runs from base 52 to 804 and encodes 250 amino acids.
AAGGUUUCCGUUAGAGAGUAACGUUUAUAUGAGUUCGAAAAUAUACAAAAAAUGUCGACCAGUUCAGCUCUGGGCAGCUAUUAUGUGGACUCUAUAAUAGGGCUCGAGGCAGAGGAUGUAUACGGAGCGCGUUAUGUCCAGAGUUCACACACCGCGCCCGCGAGGCCGUCAGGUGUGGGGGAAAAUGCGAUUUUUUCCUCGUGCAGCUUCGCUCCCAAGUCAGCCGUGUUCGCUGCGUCCCGGUCUUCGGUUCAUCCACCCUCUACUGCUGCUGUGUCCGGGAUUUACCAUCCUUCCGUUCAACAUACCCAUCUGACAGAUAACAGAUACGUCCGCUCCUGGAUAGAUCCUAUAUCAAACCAUAUUUCUUUUUCCGGUUUCCACACCAACAGUCGGCAGCCCUCAAAAAGGGCUGAAAGCGGAGCCUUUGAAGCGGAGACACCAGCAGUUCCCAAAUUCAGCUGCAGCGCUGCAUAUGAAUGCGAAGACAAAGCUACUGAAGAAACAAUUGGCAAUGAUAUUUCGAGGGACGGUGAAGCAAAAGACGAGAAACAACAACAACUUGACCCAAGCAACCCUGCAGCAAACUGGAUCCAUGCACGUUCAACAAGAAAGAAACGAUGUCCGUACUCCAAAUAUCAGACUCUGGAACUGGAAAAGGAGUUUCUUUAUAACAUGUAUUUAACGAGGGAUCGCCGUUUUGAAGUUGCACGAAUCCUGAAUUUAACGGAGAGGCAGGUUAAAAUCUGGUUUCAGAACAGAAGAAUGAAAAUGAAAAAGAUGAACAGGGAGAGAAGCAAUUAAGACCCUCAAUGAAAAAGGCAAUAUUGCAGCUGAACAGCUCAUUUGCGUUCAUAUAUAUAUAUAUAUAUAUAUAUAUAUAUAUAUAAUUUAAAUACAUAUACUUGUUUUAGGAACGCCAUUUUUUUAAUUCACGACUGAAUUACGCAGGAUUGGACCGGCAUAUUUAAUUGAACAUAUUUUUAUUCUUAUAGAAAAUAAUUACUUAUUUUUAAUAGUUAGUUUGUGUGACCUUGAAAUUUGCAUUUCAUGUUAUUUUUUACGCAUAAGGUUUGCUGAAAUGAUAGGUUUUAAUUAUAAAUCACAGAUGUUUGGCUAUGAACGCUGGUGUCUUGCAUUCUAAAAGGAGGAAUAAAAUAGAUAGUUACUUAUCCUAACUCGUAAAACUCAAAUCACUUACAUUAGGAUAGAGUUCGUGGUUUGAUAGUUUACUAGUAUUCGGCUGGUCUCAUUGUUCAUAGAACGCAUGCAAACCUAACACUCCACCCUCGUCAAUCCACACACAACAUUUCCUGUUUUUCUUUAAGAGAUUAUUAUUAUUUUAAAAAAGGAAAUUAAUUCAGAGAAUCUCAUGUUGUAUAUAGUCACUUGCUUGUAGUGGAUACAUCAAGAAGGCCUAAGUUAUUUUAGUUGAACGUUUUCUUUUUAGUGUAUGUUUAUUCUACCAUUGUGAAGCCUUGUUCUCGUCUCCAAUGCCGUAUAGUGUGGAUUUGCGGGAUGACGAGGUAGAUACUCUGAAUGUUUGCUAUCGACUACUCAACUCGUGCACUUCCUGGGUCAAUGUGUGACAGAAUGUUUUGUUUCUAAACCGUUUUUUUUUUUUUUUUUUUACAAAUAAAUUGCAAGUGGACUUCAACUGCACACUGUGCUUGUUUACAGAUAUUAAGCAGCAUUGAUGCUUUUAUGUAUGCUGCUGUAUAUGUUUCGUAACGACGCAAAAAAGGGGUUUAUAGUUUGGGAAUAUUGCAAAUAACUUGUGCAAUAGGAAACCCCAAUUUAUCGUCAGACCUGUACCAUGAAUUGCUUUAGAGCAGGAAGAAACUGGGUCCAAUAAAGCUAUUGAAAGACCUAGACGUCUGGUCUAAAUGACUUUAUGGUAUAGGACUGAAAUUGUUCUCCUCUUUGAAACUAACCUCACUGGUUCUUUGUAUCUGUUUCCUGCUAACACAAAUGUAGACACUUUUUUACGGGGCGUCUGGUCAAUAUUGAUAGUGAGACUGAAGCACCCCCAGUACUUUGAAAGUCACGUUUAUUCACCAAAUGCAUUUCCUUUCUUGUCUUCAAAUCUUAACA